This is a messenger RNA of Saccoglossus kowalevskii, 1572 nucleotides long. Its product is annotated as solute carrier family 2, facilitated glucose transporter member 3-like. The record is from RefSeq and is a predicted model, not a curated record. Gene Ontology annotation, cellular component: membrane. Lineage: Eukaryota; Metazoa; Hemichordata; Enteropneusta; Harrimaniidae. Gene Ontology annotation, biological process: monosaccharide transmembrane transport. Gene Ontology annotation, molecular function: hexose transmembrane transporter activity.
AUGGAAGACGAGAAAGACGAAAAGGAUUUUGACGAUGAAAAUUAUUACAGUGAACUACAAGGUAACGACGACAACGGUGACAAGAACCCUAUUAUCCAUGUUGCACGGGAUCAUGUGACAGUUACUUUGAUUUUUGCAGUUUCGUCUGCUGUGUGGGGUUCGUUUCAGUUUGGUUACAAUACAGGUGUUGUUAAUGCACCGCAAAUGCUAAUUGAGACAUUUAUUAAUGACACUUACAAAAGUCGUUACAAUGUCAAGUUUAUGCCAGAAGACAGAAUCCAAUUUCUAUGGGCUUUCAUUGUUGCUAUAUUUUCUAUUGGUGGAUUGUUUGGUUCAUUCUGUGCUGGUAAAAUAGCUAAUGCUGUAGGAAGGAGUCAUGGAAUGCUGUUUAGUACUGUCUUAUCAAUACUGGCUGGGUUGUUAAUGUGGUUCAGUAAACAAGCUUCUUCUUACGAAAUGCUAGUAAUAGGAAGAUUUAUCAUAGGAUUUUAUUGUGGUAUUAGUACUGGAUUAGUACCCAUGUAUUUAUCGGAGAUAGCACCUACUAAUUUACGAGGUGCUGUGGGGGUUUUUCAUCAGCUGUUUGUGACUAUUGGUGUUUUAGUAUCACAGAUAUUGGGAUUGAAUGAAAUAUUAGGUACUGAACAGUAUUGGCCAUUGCUGCUUGGUUUAACUAUUAUACCUGCUGUUUACCAAAUUCUAACGCUUCCAUUCUGUCCUGAAAGUCCUCGUUAUCUACUGUUUAAUAAGCAAAAAGUAAAGGAGAGUGAAAAAGCUUUACAGAGACUUAGAGGUACUUUAUACGUCAUGUCAGACAUGAAGGAGAUGAAAGAAGAAUAUGAAAAAGAAAAAAAAGAAGAAAAGACGAGCGUUAUUGGUUUAUUCAAAAUAGAGUCUUUGAGGAGACCUUUAGUAAUCAGCGUUGUCUUACAAAUAUCUCAACAGUUCAGUGGGAUAAAUGUGGUGUUAUAUUAUUCUACAUUGUUAUUUAUAUCUGCUGGAAUAUCUGAGAAGAACAGUCAGUAUGCAACUGUCAGCACAGGCAUAACUCUUGUUGUUUUCACCUUAAUUUCUGUUCCUCUCAUGGACAGGGUUGGUCGGCGAACUUUGCAUCUUAGUGGAUUGGCUGGUAUGAUUUGUGCUGCCACAACAUUAACCCUUGGAUUGAUUUUAUUAAAAUAUGAUGUCUGGAAUGGUGCUGCUAUUAUAAGUAUUAUUAGCACCAUUGUCUUUGUUGCAUCCUUCAGUAUUGGACCAGGUUCUAUUCCUUGGUUGAUUGUGGUAGAAUUGUUUGCCCAUGGAGAGCGUGCAGCUGCAAUGAGUGUUGCUUAUCCUAUUAACUGGUUGUCAAAUUUCUUGGUUGGCAUUUCUUUUCCUGCCCUGCUUAGUGCACUUAAUGCAUACGUCUUUCUGCUGUACAUUGUACUGUUAUUAUUUUUCUGGCUAUUCACAUUUAAAUUUGUUCCGGAAACCAAGAACAAAAGCUUUGAAGAAAUUGUGUCCAUAUUUCGACAGCAGUCAAUGAAGGACUAUGGUACUAGUGAUGUGACUGACAAAGAUAAACCCAGUUGA